Messenger RNA from Eucalyptus grandis, 1600 nucleotides. Its product is annotated as folate transporter 1, chloroplastic. Gene Ontology annotation, molecular function: folic acid transmembrane transporter activity; FAD transmembrane transporter activity. The transcript is spliced from 11 exons. Gene Ontology annotation, cellular component: chloroplast envelope. The record is from RefSeq and is a predicted model, not a curated record. NCBI's taxonomy places the organism in Eukaryota, Viridiplantae, Streptophyta, Magnoliopsida, Myrtales, Myrtaceae. The coding region runs from base 333 to 1262 and encodes 309 amino acids. Gene Ontology annotation, biological process: nucleotide transport; folate import into mitochondrion.
CCACGGCCGGUUUAGUCAGUGAGAUCUUGCGUGCAAGCUCGAUGCAUCAUAAACCUUUUGAUUUCGGUAGGUCCCCACACAGGAUCUAAGACCGGGGUCAGACUAGGAAGACGGGCGCUGGUCUGCUUUGGUCAUACGUCGUACCUCAAACAGGAAGACAGGAAUCUAACGGAACAGAGAGGCCCAGUCUCCGGAAUAUUACGAAUGGCGCUGUUGGCGCAAUCCCAACGCAUUUCUCCUCCUCCUCCUCCUCCUCCUUCCUCUUCUGCCUGUAAGCGCGAGCGAAUGAGUUGAGGCAUCGCGCAUUCGACAUCGUCCCGCUGCCGCACGUCAUGUCGCAGCCGCGCUGGCAGUGGGAGAACGCCGCCGCCGGGGCCCUCGCCGGGCUCGCCACCGUCGCCGCCACGCAUCCCCUCGACGUCGUCCGCACCCGAUUCCAAGCGAACGACGGUAGGGUCGCGUAUCUCCCGACUUACAGGAACACCGCCCAAGCGCUCUUCACCAUUGCUCGCUCCGAGGGUUUGAGAGGUCUUUAUGCUGGCUUCUUACCUGCCGUACUUGGGUCGAGCCUAUCCUGGGGUCUAUAUUUCUUCUUCUAUGGCCGAGCCAAGAAAAGAUAUUCUGCAAAGAGAGAGGAAAGCCUAUCCCCUGGUCUUCAUCUUGCUUCUGCUGCAGAAGCUGGAGCUCUGGUUUCUCUCUGCACACAUCCCGUUUGGCUCAUAAAAACAAGAUUGCAACUUCAGAAUCCACUUCAUCGAACCCGAGCUUAUUCUGGAUUUUAUGAUGCUUUUACAACCAUAAUGAGAGAGGAAGGUUGGCGUGCUUUAUACAAAGGGAUUGUUCCCAGUCUCUUUCUGGUUUCUCAUGGUGUUAUUCACUUCACUUCAUAUGAGGAACUUCGGAAAGUUGUUAUCAAACUUAAGGCGAAAGGAAGGGAAGAGAGGCCUGAAAGGGCUGAUAAGAUGCUGAACUCUGUUGAUUAUGCAAUACUGGGGGCAUCCUCUAAACUUGCAGCCAUUCUUCUGUGUUAUCCAUUUCAAGUGAUUCGAACUCGAUUGCAGCAACGGCCUUACACUGAUGGUACUCCUAGAUAUAUAGAUACCUGGCAUGUUGCAAAAGAAACUGCAAGGUUUGAAGGUUUACGGGGUUUUUACAAAGGAAUCACACCCAACUUACUAAAAAAUGUGCCUGCUUCUUCAAUAACAUUCACCGUGUAUGAGAAUGUGAUGAAAUUGUUGAGGCUUGGAAGGACGCAAGAGUAAAUUUUCGUUUCUGGAACAACGAGCAUUUCAUUGGGGGACUGCAAUUUCGGCAAUUUUGCAUCUUCUUUUCUGUUAAAUAGAUACCUUUAUAGGUCAUUCAAUCGUGGGCACUUAUUGUCUCUGUCAUUCGAAUUCAACCUUUAACAAGUAGUGAAUGAACGAGUGAUAUGGACAUUCCACGUUUCAUUUCAACUCACUUGGACGAAUGAGGCAUGGAUGAAUAGAGCUCAUCAAAUUUCCUGUAUUAAGUAUAACCUUUUGCUUUUCUUUCGCUCAUGUAUGUAUGCGAUUGCUGCUAUUCCCCGUGUUCUGAGGAUGUUUCGAAUACGAAAGACAAA